CCGGUAGCAGAGUGCUGCGGGGGACGGUGUUGCGCGCGGACGGCGGGGGAGCGCGUGUGGUGGGAAGGAAAUUUUAAGGUUGAAUACAGCUGUGAUGCACAUCUGUUUGAUGAAGAAGGUGUCGCUUUUUUGUAGUCACUUUGCAAAAUUAGCUGGAUUGAAAAAUAAGAAAAAAUAUGACAGAAGAAGCAAGGGCAGAUGAUUUUCAAGUUCAGGAUUUUCUCAAGAAGAAGAAGAAGAAGAAGAAGAAGAGAAAUGAUGAAGAAUACAAUAAGAAACAUGAAAAUGAUGAGGGAGAGAGCACAGAAAAUGCAGAGCUUAGCCGUGCUUCUCCACUGCUGUUUGAAGACCAAGCAGCACAGAGUGGUGAAGGCUGUAAAAAGAAGAAAAAACCAAAAAACAAGGGGGAGCAGCAACAGUCUUUGUUAGAUAAUUCUUGUGUAGGACUGGAACAUGACAUUAGUAAUGCGACUGGAGUGGAUGCUUCACAAAAGAAAAAGAAAAAAAAGAAGCGGAAGUAUAAUGAUAGUACAGAUGAACAAAGUGAUGUAACUUGUGUCACAGUAAAUCCGCAUAGCACUGAUAGUUGUGAGGAGAUGGAUGCUGAUUAUGUUUAUUUGAAACAAGCUGUUAAGAAGAAAAGAAAAGAAAAGUUGCCUGAAGAGGACGAGGUAUGUGACCUGCCUGCCUCAGAAACACACGAUAACAAUGACCAUCAAAAACCAAAAAAGAAGAAGAAGAAGAAGAAAAGAGGCUGCAGUACUCAAGAUAUGCAAGAAGACACAGAUGUAACCGUUGACCAGUCACUGUUGUCAUCACCAGAGCAGAAGAGGCAAGGGGAAGACACAGUGUUGCCUUUACCUACAGAAGAGGGUGGUGUGGCAACGCCCCAGCAAUGGCAUGAAGAUGGUGACUGUGAUGCUUCUCCUGCCAUGAGUGAAGAUUCUAUGCCUUUACCUGCUAAUUUUUCUAAGCUGACUAAAGCAGCUGAUCGAUCUCAAAAAACUCCAGUGCAUGCUAGAAAGGCGAAAAAAAGCAGCGCUUUUGUCAGGGAAGAAAGCUCGUCAGAAUCUGAUGUAAUGACACCAGAACCCUCGGCACCAAAUAGAAAGAAGGACCAGAAUAAUUCCUUUACUGAAAUGGCAGCCUCAGAUGAGCUUAGUCUGGAUGAUGAAGAGUGCCUGGACUUUACCUUGUGUUCAGCUGUGGAUUUGGAUACUGCAAGACAAGAAUUGGAAGAGUUUAUUCCUCAUGUGAGGAAUAUAUCUGACAGUUCAAUCAGGAAGAUGGCUGGAAGAGACCUAGUGAGGUUUAAAGAGUUUAAAAAACAAGGUAUUGCUGUCAAGUUUGGCAGAUUUUCCCAGAAGGAAAAUAAUCAAAUCCGGAAAAAUGUUGAAGAGUUCUUAUCAAUUACUGGAAUAGACAGUGCUGAAAAACUCCUGUUUACCUCAAGGUAUCCAGAAGAUAAAGAAACUAUUAGUCGUCUAAAAGCAGAACAUCUUUUUUGUGAAAAACUUUCUGAGGGCAUACCACGACCCUGGAGGCUGAUAUAUUAUCGAGCAAGGAAGAUGUUUGACCCAAAUAAUUACAAAGGGAGGUAUACUAAGGAAGAAAAAGAAAAAUUAAAGAAGUAUCAUGCUAUGCAUGGCAAUGAUUGGAAGAAGAUUUCCGAGAUGAUGUCCCGUUCUAACCUCUCAGUUGCUAUGAAAUACUCCGAAAUCAAGUCGGCUAUUAAUUAUGGUCCUUGGUCAAAGGAAGAGACCCAGAAGUUAAUGCAUGCAGUGGAGGAGGUGAUUAGGAAAAGAAUGGAAAUGGAAGAUGCAAAUUCGCUUUCCUCAUUGGAAAAGUCAAACAGAGAUCUCUCAAUUGACCGUGAGAAACUGUACCAGAGAUUACCAUGGACUGAGAUUGAAGCUAAAGUGGGAACACGAUAUUGGAGACAAUGUAAACAGAAAUGGACUACAAUUUUAACAAAGAAGAUGACUGAAGGGCAGCAGUUAUAUAGGGGGACCAAAAGAUUAGAGGCCAAGAUCAAUCUUAUUAAAAGGUUGUAUGAAAUGAAAGUGGAGGAUGCUAAUGAAGUAAACUGGGAAGAACUCAGUAAUACUAUUGGAGAUGUCCCUAGAGCCUAUGUUCAAGCAAAAUUUUACAAGCUAAAAGUCUCCUGUGUCCCUUCUUGGCAAAAAAAGACUUUUUCUGAAAUUGUUGAUUAUCUUUUUGAAAAGAAAGUUCCAGAACUUGAACAACAGUUGAAAAAAAAGAAGGGGAAACACCUUAGUUCUGACAAUUCAGCAGCCAGGCAACAGAAGAAGGCUUUCCGACUCAGUGACAUUUUUGACUCCAGUGAACAGAGUGAUUAAUUGACUGCCCUAAAACCAAUUCCUGGUCUGCAUAUUUAACUGCAAAAUGGAUCUGGCUGAAAGUGGGCACAGAUCAACAACUGCAGGUACACAAGCUAUCUAAUAAUGGAAAAAGUAAGGAUACGCAUGUCUUAUUUUCUUGUUUCAUAUUGAAGACUGAGGUAAAUACAGGUGUUUGGGCCACCUUUUAUUUUAGCUCUGGUUUUAGCAGUCUUCAUUUAAGCAUUCAAGUUGCUUUCUGAAUGUCUUAAAAAUAGUAUUUUUUCCACUGCUUUGUUUUCUGUGGAGUUGAAAGCUGCUGUUUACCCUUUGUGCAUGAACUUGGUUUUCAGAACUUUAAUGAAUUUUAAAUAAUUUAAAAAAAUAAAUUAAUGGAAUUGAGUAAAGGCUUUCAAUUUGCUUUUAAAUCUCUGUAAUAGACAAAUCUGAAGACAUCUGGGUUGAUGGAAACAGCACAGCUUUUCUUCUUUCUUGUUCUUAAAAGCAACAGAUUUUUAUUUUUGACAUAUACUUUUAUCAGCACUUGUAGAGAAAAGGGAUUUUUGUCCAUUACUAUUCAUAAAUUGUAAUGUCAUUUCAUGCUAACCAGAACAAUGCAUUUAAAAUGUUUUUGUUAAUAUUUGGAAUACAGAGACAAAAUACAGUGUAUAUAUAUAUACAUACAUAUAUAUAUUUUUUUUUAUUGUGCCAAGGAGACUGUCUACGUUUUAAUAAGAAAAUUGAGGGGUAAGACAGAGGUUGUAUUCAUGUCUUUGUAUGAUAUUUUUAACUAUCUGCCUGGAGUGAUUAUUUGUAAAUUGACCGAGUGAAUGUAAAAAAAAAAAAAAAUUUAUCUUUGUGUGUAAAGUAUUUGUGUGGCUUGUUUAUAUUUCCUAUAUGUUGUA
Molecule: messenger RNA, 3244 nt
Organism: Harpia harpyja (harpy eagle)
Lineage: Eukaryota; Metazoa; Chordata; Aves; Accipitriformes; Accipitridae
Gene: TTF1
Product: transcription termination factor 1
Exons: 12
Coding region: 177-2360 (727 amino acids)
Source: RefSeq, a predicted model, not a curated record